UACGGACAAAAGAGAAAAAUACAUUUUCCGCAACCAAUCUUGUUGAUUAAGGAUCAUUUUUCCAUAGCAAUGGAUAUACCGACGUUCGAAGAACUUUUCAAACAAAUAAAGUUAAACUUGUGGUUCUUCGGGAUCCCGUUCAAUGGCCGAAAAAUUGAACUUAGAUUCUAUUUUAUGGUGGUAGUGGUUAUAAUUAUGUUAAUUGGGGAGAUUUCGUUCUUCGUGUCAAGAUACGCGCCUGAAAAUUUUAUGGAGUUAACUCAAUUGGCUUCGUGCAUUUGCGUUGGGGCUCUGUCCCUACUAAAAAUCUUGCCAAUUGCUCAUAAAAAACAAAAGAUAUUCGAGCUAACGGAAAGUCUCGACGGACUUUACAACACCAUUCUCGAAAACCCUAAAAAGAAAGCGAUCAUUCGCAGACAAAUGAUUCUCGUUAAGAUUCUAAUGAAGUAUUUGUUCAUAGUGAACAUAGCUCUUUUUGUGAUUUACAACAUUUCUCCGUUGAUAUUUAUGACGUAUAAUUACAUUGAGACAAAUGAGGUGGAAUUCAUCUUGCCGUUUGCUUUGGGUGUUCCUUUCUCAAUAGAAUCCAUGGCGACGUGGUUUCCUGUGUAUGCUUACUCAGUUUUUUCCAGUUUUGUUAGUGUUUCGUACUUCGUGACAGUGGAUGCACUGUACUGCAUACUAACCACCCACAUUUGCAGCAAUUUGUCAAUGGUAAGCGAAGAAUUACAAAACGUCGAUACCUCAAACGAAGACGAACUUAAAGAACUGGUUAAGAAUCACCAAUAUAUUCUCAAGCUAUCUGAAAAUUUGGAAGAAAUCUUUAGUUUGCCCAAUCUUUUCAACGUUAUGAUGAGCUCUCUUGAAAUAUGUGCGGUUGGAUUUAAUUUGACGAUGGGUCCAGUUAGUGAAAUACCAAGGAGCGUCGUCUUUUUAUCCUCUGUGUUACUUCAGAUUCUGAUGCUGAGCGUCUUUGGAGAGAAGUUGAUCGAAGAGAGCACGAAAGUGGGUGAUGCGGCAUACAAUAGUAAAUGGUAUGAAGUGGAUCAGAAGACGAAGAAAACUAUUCUUAUAAUCAUGACCAGAUCUAGCAAACCACAACAGCUUACUGCUUACAAGUUUUCUGUAAUAUCCUACGGCAGUUUCACGAAGAUCAUUAGUACAUCCUGGUCCUAUUUUACUAUCCUGAAAACGGUUUAUAAGCCUCCAGAAUAGAAAUAUCUUAGAACCAUUUAAUAGAGGAAUCAAAAAAGUUUCUGAAUGUUCCAGAACUUACUAC
Messenger RNA from Ostrinia furnacalis (Asian corn borer), 1279 nucleotides. RefSeq names its product olfactory receptor 42 (gene Or-42). The transcript is spliced from 7 exons. Gene Ontology annotation, biological process: detection of chemical stimulus involved in sensory perception of smell; sensory perception of smell. Gene Ontology annotation, molecular function: odorant binding; olfactory receptor activity. The coding region runs from base 70 to 1215 and encodes 381 amino acids. Lineage: Eukaryota; Metazoa; Arthropoda; Insecta; Lepidoptera; Crambidae. The record is from RefSeq and is a predicted model, not a curated record. Gene Ontology annotation, cellular component: plasma membrane.